This is a messenger RNA of Arachis stenosperma, 2205 nucleotides long. Its product is annotated as cation/H(+) antiporter 15-like. The transcript is spliced from 6 exons. Gene Ontology annotation, cellular component: endomembrane system; membrane. Bases 1 to 2205 code for a protein of 734 amino acids. Gene Ontology annotation, molecular function: antiporter activity. Lineage: Eukaryota; Viridiplantae; Streptophyta; Magnoliopsida; Fabales; Fabaceae. Gene Ontology annotation, biological process: proton transmembrane transport; regulation of pH. The record is from RefSeq and is a predicted model, not a curated record.
AUGGCAAAAGAAGGAGGAACCAUCGUAUCUGGUGAACAUGGUAUUACCACAAUCUGUGUGCCUAGGAGAGAUAGUUACUUGCAUUCUGUAGGCAUGUGGGUUGGAGAUAAUCCAUUUGAUUUUGUUGUUCCUGUCACGUUGUUCCAAAUCAUUAUCUUCAUUAUAGCUUCCCGAAUAUUGUACAUUGUUCUCAGGCCUCUAAGCACACCCAAAUUCGUCUGCUAUGUUCUGGGUGGCAUUCUGGUAGGACCAUCAAUUUUGGGCAACCAUUUAUUUGAAGUUGUAUAUCCUCCUAUACAAUCUCCAAUUUUAUUCUUGUUGGGAAGGUUAGGUGCUGCAUAUAGUGUGUUCUUCAUCACACUGAAAAUGGACAUAGUCCCAACUAUAAAAGCAGCAAAAAAAUAUUGGAAAUUAGGUUUCAUGCCGUUCUUAAGUUCUUUUCUUGUUAUGUACACCCUAGCACACUAUACCAACUUGGAAUAUAGAGGUAAAUUAAAGCAACCAAGCAUUCCUUGUUGGACUAGUUUUCCCGUUGUCUCAGAUUUCUUGAUGGAACUCAACCUUAUAACUAUGGAAAUAGGUCAGAUCGCUCUGUCUACGGCUAUCGUAUCCGAAAUGUGUCAGUGGAUUGUGUUGAUAACCUACGUGUUAGCAACAAACACACUAAACUUCUCAUUUGCAAACCUAAGUUUCCUUGUGGCCUUCUUGAUGUUCUUGUGCUUUGUUGUAAGACCAAUAAUGAAGGUGAUAAUUAAAAAAACACCGAAGGGGGAACCGGUAAAACAAGGUUAUGUUAUUAUGGUCCUUCUAGGUGUUAUUGGCAUGGCAACAAUUAGUGAUAUCAUUGGAAUAACGUUCAUAAUGGGACCCACACUUUAUGGUUUGUUUAUCCCUAAUGGUCCCCCUUUGGCAACAACAAUAGUGGAGAGGUCUGAAGUUGUUAUAUCGGAACUUAUUAUGCCUUUUUUCUAUUUGACGUUAGGCACAACCACAAAAAUAAGUAGCAUUACUGAUGAAUAUUGGUACCAAAAUUUGAUGGUUGAGUUUGUUGUUUUGUGUGGGGUCAUGACAAAAGUGCUUGUAACUAUGGUCCUUGGCAUGGCGCAUAAUUUAAGAUUAAAACAUGGGUUUAUUCUUGGCCUUAUGAUGAGCAUUGAAGGCAUACUUGACCUAAUCUUAUUUCAUGGAAUGAUGAGAGCACAGAUUUUUGAAGAUUACAUAUUUGUUAUACUCGAGCUUCAUGCUUUGUUGAUAACCGCUAUUUCUGCACCAUUGAUAAAGUUCUUAUACAAACAUCAUCCUCGUUUGUCAAAAGAGCCAAGUGCACAUGAUGCAAGAGUGAGAACAAUCCAAAGAACUUCUUUAACAUCAGAAUUUAGCAUCAUUUCUUGCGUACACAAAGACACAGAUGUUCCUAGCAUGAUUGCGCUUCUAGAAUCCUUUAACACCUACCAAGAGAGUCCUCUGUGUGUCCACGUCAUACACCUUGUUGAGCUCUUGGGAAAAAGUACACCCAUUCUUCUUCCUUUGAAAAAGAAAAACAAGAAGGUCAAAUCAUCCGCCAUUUAUCUUGAAACCAACCACAUCAUGCGAGCAUUUGAGAAUUACUCGCAAAACUCUGCAGGUGCGGUAACCGUGCUUUCCUAUGUCAACAUUGCACCUUACAAGAUCAUGCAUGAGUCUGUUUGUAAUCUUGCUGACCACAACCGGAUAUCUUUGAUUCUCAUCCCUUUCUAUGAAUACAACCAAACCAUUAAUAGCCAUGACGGAACCUUUAUUCGUGACCUUAACACCUCCUUUCAACUAAAUGCAAGAUGCACAAUAGGCAUCCUAGUGGACAGAUAUUCAACAUUGGCUUUGAAUGCAUCGUUAUCAUGUUUUCAUGUGGCUAUCUUCUUCCUUGGUGGGCAAGACGAUAGAGAAGCACUAGCAUUAGAAGAUUCCAUAGGUGUUUUAGAAGCGAUUCGGGGCAUGGAGAUGGAGAUAUAUGACCUUGUCAUUGUCGGAAAGAGGCAUCAAUCUAUGAGUAUUACGGAUGAAGAAAUGAUGGAUUUUAUGGACAACGCGGAUCAAUUAGGAGUUAUUGGCGACAUGUUAGCGUCCACAGAGUUUUAUGGUGGGAAAAUUUCACUCUUGGUGAUGCAAUGUGGAGGGAGGAAGGUUUUGGAAAAGAAAACCUCUACUAAUCGAGGUUUAAAACUUUAA